Zalophus californianus (California sea lion) is the source of this 1928-nucleotide messenger RNA. It is a transcript of the gene FBXO31, whose product is annotated as F-box protein 31. The transcript has 10 exons. Bases 1 to 1716 code for a protein of 571 amino acids. Gene Ontology annotation, molecular function: protein binding. The record is from RefSeq and is a predicted model, not a curated record. Lineage: Eukaryota; Metazoa; Chordata; Mammalia; Carnivora; Otariidae.
AUGGCGGUGUGCGCUCGGCUCUGCGGUGUGGGCCCGUCGCGGGGAUGCCGGCGCCGCCAGCAGCGCCGGGGCCCGGCCGAGACUGCGGCGGCCGACAGCGAGCCGGACACGGACCCGGAGGAGGAGCGCAUCGAGGCGGGCGCGGCGGCUCUGUCCGGGGCGCUGGGCGGCCGGGGCGCGGGCCCCCAGUCGCCCCCGCGCUGCUCGCUGCUGGAGCUGCCGCCGGAGCUCCUGGUGGAAAUCUUCGCCUCGCUACCCGGCACCGACCUGCCCAGCCUGGCCCAGGUCUGCACCAAGUUCCGGCGCAUCCUGCACACCGACACCAUCUGGAGGCGGCGCUGCCGGGAGGAGUAUGGCGUUUGCGAGAACCUGCGGAAGCUGGACAUCACGGGCGUGUCUUGUAGAGACGUCUAUGCCAAGCGUAUAAACCCUCGCGUGAAGUCGGGACGUUUCAUGAAAAUUCUUCCCGAUUACGAGCACAUGGAGUACAGAGAUGUUUACACCUGCCUGCUCCAUCGGUACAGACACAUUCUGGGGCUGUGGCAGCCAGACAUCGGGCCCUACGGAGGACUGCUGAACGUGGUGGUGGAUGGCUUGUUCAUCAUUGGCUGGAUGUACCUGCCUCCCCAUGACCCUCAUGUGGACGACCCAAUGCGAUUCAAGCCCCUGUUCAGAGUCCACCUGAUGGAGAGAAAGUCUGCCACGGUGGAGUGCAUGUAUGGCCACAGAGGGCCCCACAACGGCCACAUUCAGAUUGUGAAGAAGGACGAGUUCUCCACCAAGUGCAACCAGACUGACCACCACAGGAUGUCUGGCGGGAGGCAGGAGGAAUUCCGAACGUGGCUGAGGGAAGAAUGGGGGCGGACACUGGAGGACAUUUUCCACGAGCACAUGCAGGAGCUCAUCCUGAUGAAGUUUAUCUACACCAGUCAGUACGACAACUGCCUGACCUACCGCCGCAUCUACCUCCCGCCCAGCCACCCGGAUGACCUCAUCAGACCCGGCCUCUUCAAAGGCACCUACGGCAGCCACGGCCUGGAGAUCGUCAUGCUCAGCUUCCAUGGGAAGCGUGCCAGGGGCACGAAGAUCACGGGUGACCCCAACAUCCCUGCCGGGCAGCAGACUGUCGAGAUCGACCUCAUGCACCGCAUCCAGCUGCCUGAUGUGGAGAGCCUCCGCAACUUCAAUGAGCUCUCCCGCAUUGUCCUGGAGGUUCGGGAGCAGGUGCGCCAGGAACAACAGCAGCAGGAGAACGGGCUCGAGGACGGUGAGGGCCGUGGCCGGCAGAGCCCCCGGGAGCCCCAGCGGGGCCCUGCCCAGCCCAUUGUGGAGCCACCUGCCGAGAAGGUCGGGGCGCCUGGGGACGGAGAGGCCGCGGCUGCGGCUGCGCCUGCUCCUGAGCAGCCCGCCCACUCCGGGCAGGGGCAGCCGUUUGUGUUGCCCGUGGGCGUGAGCUCGAGGAACGAGGACUAUCCCCGCACCUGCAGGAUGUGUUUCUACGGCACAGGCCUCAUCGCUGGCCACGGCUUCACCAGCCCGGAGCGCACCCCUGGGGUCUUCAUCCUGUUCGACGAGGACCGUUUCGGGUUCAUCUGGCUGGAGCUGAAAUCCUUCAGCCUGUACAGCAGGGUGCAGGCCACCUUCCGGAAUGCAGAGGCGCCGUCCCCACAAGCCUUCGAGGAGAUGCUCAAGAACAUCCAGUCCCUGACCUCCUGACAGGCCACUUUCUUGCGGGGCGGCUCCCGGGGCCCUGGAUCCGGCACCUGGGAAAGGAAGCAGCAUGCACUUUGGAGAGUCGGCCUUCUGACCAGAACACCCACCUUGUAGGAGUCUUGGCCCAGCCACCCCAAGACUCUUUGUACAGAGUGUGUGAUGUUUGCGUGUGUCCUCGUUAGGAGCUCGUGGGAAGGCUGACUGAGCACGUCUUA